Molecule: messenger RNA, 10221 nt
Organism: Oncorhynchus nerka (sockeye salmon)
Lineage: Eukaryota; Metazoa; Chordata; Actinopteri; Salmoniformes; Salmonidae
Exons: 1
Coding region: 7819-10221 (800 amino acids)
Biological process (GO): proteolysis; DNA integration
Molecular function (GO): zinc ion binding; aspartic-type endopeptidase activity; nucleic acid binding
Source: RefSeq, a predicted model, not a curated record
GGAAAAGAUGAGGGAUGGUCCCUGGAAAAGAUGAGAGAGGUGAGGGAUGGUCCCUGGAAAAGAUGAGAGGUGAGGGAUGGUCCCUGGAAAAGAUGAGGGAGUGAGGGAUGGUCCCUGGAAAAGAUGAGAGGGGUAAGGGAUGGUCCCUGGAAAAGAUGAGAGGUGAGGUAUGGUCCCUGGAAAAGAUGAGGGAUGGUCCCUGGAAAAGAUGAGAGAGGUGAGGGAUGGUCCCUGGAAAAGAUGAGAGAGGUAAGGGAUGGUCCCUGGAAAAGAUGAGAGAGGUGAGGGAUGGUCCCUGGAAAAUAGUCAUCAACCAGGUAGUUCUGAGGCAUGGUCCUAGGGCUCAGGUAUGUGGGUGUAUAUAUAUAUAUAUAUACACACACACACAACACCGCCCCCUUUGGUAGUUCUAUCUUGGCUGAAAAUUUUAUAGUUAGUGAUGGAGAUUUCAGGGUUUUCCUAAGCCAGGAUUCAGACACGGCUAAGACAUCCGGGUUGGCAUUGUGCUAAAGCAGUGAGUAAAACAAACUUAGGGAGGAGGCUUCUAAUGUUAACAUGCAUGAAAUCAAGGCUAUUAAGGUUACAGAAGUCAACAAAUGAGAGCACCUGGGGAAUAGAAGUGGAGCUAGGCACUGCAGGACCUGGAUUAACCUCUACAUCACCAGAAGAACAGAGGAGAAGUAGGAUAAGGGUACGGCUAAAUGCUAUACGAACUGGCCGUAUAGCACGUUCGGAACAGAGAGUAAAAAGAGCAGGUUUCUGGGCAUGAUAGCGUAGACUCAAGGCAUAGUGUACAGACAAAGGUAAGGUAGGAUGUGAGUACAUUGGAGGUAAACCUAGGCAUUGAGUAAUGAUGAGAGAGAUAUAGUCCCUAGAGACGUUUAAACCAGGUGAUGCCAUCGCAUAUGUAGGAGGUGGAACAACAUGGUUGGUUAAGGAAUAUUGAGCAGGCCAGAAGCUCUACAGUGAAAUAAGACAGUAAUCACUAACCAGGACAGUAAUGGACAAGGCAUAUACUAUACCGACAUCUAUGGAUAGCAUAAUUGUGUCUGUCAAACAGGUAGGCUUACCACUUGUUUUUUUGGAAUAGGACAAAAUAGGCUCCAAUUAUAUAUGUAAUUCAAUGAUUAUGCCCAUAACAAAAGUUGGUGCACAUGUGCACCUAUAGGAGGUCCCAGGCAGAAGGGAAUUUGACUUUAACCACUGCAUCGGAGAGUUACAUUGUUGCUAUCACUAUGCAGCCAGUUGCCUAUAGUAGGAAACAGAGUUUCUUACUAAUAAUAUGACACCCGUUAUCACACAUGGCACAACCCCACAAUUGUUACAAUAAAAUAACACUUUUAUAUUUUAACAAAUGUUUUUAAUAUUAGAGUAGAACUGUAAAAAAAAUUUUUUUUAAAAGUGAGAUAAUUGUAGCUUUAGAAACGAGUGCUUUAAUAAAUGCAUGGCGGGCCUCGUUUCACUGGAGCUGUGUAAAAUAAGCUUUAUGUCAAUGACCCAGCUUCAACGAAUUUAGUUUAUUUACAUAUCGAAUUUGAUUGACCAACAUCAGUUUCACCAUUUAUUUAUUUUGUCUGCGCCUAAAGUUGGCCUCUUUCCUCUUCUUUGGCGCUGCAUUGCAAGUCAGCGAUGUUUUCUCUCGUUAGCUGUCCAUGGUCCUGAAAUCAUAGCAUCUGAGAGAGAGAGAGAGGGGAGAGAGGAGAGAGGGGAGAGAGAGAGAGGGGAGAGAGAGAAAGAGUGAGAGAGCGAGAUUAGGAUGUAGUCUAUUUCAAUCUAAUAAAUAAAUAAAAAAGUAAUCAGGUGAUAGAUAAUUGAGUAAUUGAUAAUAUAAUAGAUAAUAGAUAAUUGAGUAAUCUUACAAAUGAAUGCGAGUGUAUGAUCAACGCUUACCUUCUAUUCAGACAAGUUGACUCGCCUGGCCUUCCAGGCAGCAAAAGCAUGCACUGCUUCUUGGAGGUUGAAUUUUGUAAGAAAACUUGUGCUCAAUUGAUAUGGUGAGUCUCUCUUGACUCAUAGUAGAGCGCAGGUAGUUUUUGAUGAGUUUGAGCUUGGAGAAUGUGCUCUCUCCACUGUCACCGGGAGUGGGAGAAGAACUCUCAGGGCAACAAAGGCAUUGGGAUACAAGGAGGCCAUAUGGUGUCUGGAUAUGUACUCGAGUGCGUCCAGUGGUUUUGCCUCACAGUCCAGUCUCUUGCUCAAGACUUUGAGCUCAUUACACAGAUCUUUUGCGUCGAUGUCCCUAGAAUCCCCAUAUGUCUCCAGUGUUGCGCAGUCCCUGGUAAGUGCUGCAGUGUCCAUGUCCUUGAUGGUGGGGAUGUUGUACAGGAUGGUAAAAACACUGCCGUGCUCUUCAAGCUGCGUAAAGCGUUCGUUGACGGACUGGAUAGCAGAAUCCAGAAUCUGAUUAAAGAAAACUACUUUGGAUUUCUGCUGAGGGUCAGUCACAGGCUCAUCCUCUCCCUCGUAGCCAAACAAAACAGAUUCCUUUUCUUCCUGGGACGGACCGUUGGCUGCCCUGGGAAACAGGGCUCAAUACCCAUCUCCUCUGCCAACUCUUCUGCGCUUGCUAAUGCGCCAGCGAAAGCUGCAUCGGAGCGGUAGUCUUGGCGGAAUACCCUGGUUGAGUUAUAUUGAGCCACUGCUAGUGAAAGGUUAAAACUCACUGCCUGCAAACUCUUACUGGUGAUGUUCACUUCGAACAAGAUGUCAUACCAAACGACCACUGCGCACAUGAAGCCCAAAGUUGUUCAUCUUGGCAGCAAUGCUGUUUGCCCCCAACCUUGUUUUAGCACCACAGCUGCCUGUGAGCUUGGCGUCGGUGGCGAUCGACAACAGGGCAUCAUAAAUCUCCCAGAAGUUGGCAACGCACGGGUUUCACAGCCUCCACCCGGCUCUCCCACCUCGAAACCUCCACCCGGCUCUCCCACCUCGAAACCUCCACCCGGCUCUCCCAUCUCGUGGUGAUGAGUGGUUUCACAGCCUCCACCCGGCUCUCCCAUCUCGUGGUGAUGAGUGGUUUCACAGCCUCCACCCGGCUCUCCCAUCUCGUGGUGAUGAGUGGUUUCACAGCCUCCACACGGCUCUCCCAUCUCGUGGUGAUGAGUGGUUUCACAGCCUCCACCCGGCUCUCCCAUCUCGUGGUGAUGAAUGGUUUCACAGCCUCCACACGGCUCUCCCAUCUCGUGGUGAUGAGUGGUUUCACAGCCUCCACACACGGCUCUCCCAUCUCGUGGUGAUGAGUGGUUUCACAGCCUCCGCACACGGCUCUCCCAUCUCGUGGUGAUGAGUGGUUUCACAGCCUCCACACACGGCUCUCCCAUCUCGUGGUGAUGAGUGGUUUCACAGCCUCCACACACGGCUCUCCCAUCUCGUGGUGAUGAGGGGUUUCACUGCGAGUCCAUCUUCUACGUGCUCUUUCAGCAAGGCCCCAGUGGUGUGUAGAUCCGCAUAAAAAUGUAUAAAUCUCUUGGAUGGUGUUAAAAAAAACUCAGCCGCCUCGAAGCAACACGAUGCUGCUUCAGAGAGAACCAGGUUCAGCGCUGCUUGGCACAAAAAAGGCCCUCGGAUUGAUAUCCUACACUCUCUUUUGAACUCUGCUGUGCCUCCCACGCAAAUUCACCCCGUUGUCAUAACCUUGCCCUCUCAUGUCCAUGAUGGCGAUGCCAUGUUUCAGUAGUUUUGAGAUGAGCAAAUCAGUCAUGAGGCUGUUCUGGACGACUGUGUGAUCACGCUCUCCGUAGCCGACAUGAGUAAGAUGCUAUCUACAACCUAAAAGGAUUAUUCUGCUGACCCCCCCCACACACACACACAACUGUAGCAUCUCGUUUACAUUUCUCACAUUUUAGGCGUCCAGUUGAGGCCAUGGAUUGAUCAUGUUGCAAUGAGAUGGGCACAGACCUUUUCAGUGUGGUGGCAAAUGAGUUGAACAGGAGAAGAGGAUGUGGUUGCUUGUGGAGGGAGAGCAGUGUGGGGGGGGUAGAACAUCUGCAGUGAAGCUGAUUGGUUGCUCUGACUCAUCACUUCUUGACUAAAAGAUAGAUUUAGAAAUUAGUUCGACUUUGACAUAGUUCAACAGCUGAAAAGCCUUCAUUAACAUACUCCCAGAGAUAGCAAGACAUUCAUUAUUCACUGAAUGAAGUGACCUACCCAUCUCCAUUUACAAUGUCAUUCAUCAAUUAAAUAACUUAAUAGUAUAGCACAUUCAAUGACAUCAUUAUUGUAGACUAUAGACCACUCCUGUAUCUACCUUGUACAAUACCGUAAUCAUUGAAUGAAGUAGCGUACCCAUCCACAUUUACCAUUUCAUCUAUCAAUUAGAUAAAUAAUACUAGCACAUAGUUACAUUAUUGUAGAUUAAGCUACUCCUGUAUCCACACUAUAUCAGGAUAGCGUUAUGAUUGCAUUGGUCUUGUCAGGCAUGAAUUUAGGUCUUCGAUCAAAGUCGUAUGUUGUACUACGUUUCCCUUCAGUAAAAAGUACUUAUGCAUCCCCCAUUCAAUUCAGUUCGAGUGUAAAAUGUGUAGGUCUAGUGACAGUGGAAAAAUAAACCCAUAGCUCCAGCACACAAUGGCAAGUAGGAGUAGUCUAUUACAAUGUCAAAUAUGUAUACGUAUAUCCUAUAGCAUCACAUAUGCAUCUUUUCAUUUACAAUUUAAUCCAUGAAAUAAACAAUACUAACAUAAAAUUACGUUAUUAUUAUACACUAUCCCACUCCCCUAUCGACACAGUAAAUAAUAUUACCUAGGUGCUUUCGACAAUACGUUAUCAACUCAUUAUCAACCAAAAGGAUUUCCCUUUUCGACACAGUAGGCCUAAAUAUUUCCUAACGAUAUCACAACUUAAAUAUAGCCUGCUUACUCCUCAAUCAGAUCAAGGACAUCUUGGUAAUUAUUUUCAUCGUCUCGAAGGAAACUAUCUGGGUCAUUAACUCACGUCUGCUGCUUGUAAAAAAUAAAAUAAAAAAUGACCGUCUGUGUCACCGCCGAGCUCUCAAAUACCAAGUCCAUCUCUCACUUGUAUGAACGGUCACUGCUAUCCGGAUUCCUUGGGACAUCCCUACCCUGAACCCUAAAUUAUAACCCUUAACACUAAACUUAACCAUUUUACAUACUUGAUAGAGGUAGGGACAUCCCAAGGGUCCCGAAUAGCACGGACCCGCUGGGAAGGCAUAUGAACUCCAUUCGACUGAACGCCACGGACACAACUCUUAUUGGUUGUCUGAUGUAGGCUACUGGGAACUGGUAACAACACAGUCUGUGAUUGGCUAACAACAUUUAGAUCUGUAUACAGUGAGAUAAGAUAACAUACCAUGAGGUGUUGAUGGAAAGACAGAUUACCUAUAGAUUGGACAUCAUCUUUUCUAGGCCAUUAGCGAUAACAGGAAAUUGGUAUGACGUCAUGGUAGUUACACGCAGACGUUAAUAUCGUGUCAUGUCAGUCAGACGUUCAAUGGUAGGCGACAGCCACACGGUAGUACGGUUGCCUAGGCUUAAUUCUGGCACUUAUCACCCCUCAUAUGGUUGAGACAGAGAGCUUUUGCUGCUGCAGGCAGCUCAGCUGAGUCAUGUCAGUGAGAGAGCAGCACGCGCUCACAUCAUGAAGUCAUGUGAGGUUCAACAACGAACAGAAGCACUAACUACAGUACACUAACCCCAUUCCAUACAAAUGUGCGCAACCACGACGUUCAAAGGAGGCUGCAAAGAAAACUAAUGGGACUGUAGCAACUGUGUUGACAUCAAUAUCUGGGGUGUGAACUAGGUUUCUAUUCAAAGAAAACUAAUGGGACUGUAACAACUGUGUUGACAUCAAAAUCUGGGGUGUGAACUAGGUUUCUAUUCAAAGAAAACUAAUGGGACUGUAGCAACUGUGUUGACAUCAAUAUCUGGGGUGUGAACUAGGUUUCUAUUCAAAGAAAACUAAUGGGACUGUAGCAACUGUGUUGACAUCAAAAUAUGGGGUGUGAACUAGGUUUCUAUUCAAGCUUUGAUUGACAUGGUAAUGGCUCUAUACAAUUGGAGAAAAGUUGAAAAAACGGACCCCUCCGACGCUGUACGUUACAUCGUGACGUGUCAUGGCGUAACGUACAGCACGCAUAAAGCAACUAAUUCUGUCUUACAGCCUCUCUCCACCAGGUGGAGCACUUCUCUCACCGAUUAAAAACAAGAAAGGGACAGGGUAAGGGACAGGGUAAGGGACAGCGAUGGGGACAGGGUAAGGGAUGGGGAAUGGGACAGGGUAAGGGACAGGAUAAGGGAUGGGGACAGGGUAAGGGACAGCGAUGGGGAAUGAGACAGGGACAGGGUAAGGGACAGGGACAGGGUAAUAGGGGGGGAUACCUAGUCAUUUUUUGCGUCAUCACUGCAAGCUAUCAUGACUCUCAAAAGCCGCUUGUUUACUUCUGAAGAUCACUUUAGCACCGCCCUCAAAACACGAUUCAAAUUCAACACAAACCUUCAAAUAGGUAUGUAAUGACACAUUAUAUAAACUCUUUAUAGUGUUUUAUUUACAUUUUAGAGGUUGUGACGUAGAAGUCCGUCACUGGCCGCGGGCAGCAUUUGGUUCUUUAACGCACACACAUAUUCAUCACUCCUCCCUGCGCCAUUAUACCAUAAGUUAACAAUGUGGGUCGACACACAAAUUAACUUCUGUCUUGGUGCAUGCAUUUCACACUUGUCAAUGUUCAUAUUUGAGAGAUACAAUAAUUAUUAUACUUAUCAAUGUUGUGGAUGAGCGCAUUGUUUGUUUGUUCUGUUCCUCUCUCUCCAUCUCUGUAGCUUCCUGGUAUGCUGGAAAAGGACCCGAGCUAAGGGAAUUGGGUUGGCUUUAUAGUGCCUGUCCCAAAUGGCUCAUUAAUGCAUAUGGGCAUAUUGAAAGAUAUUGUCAGUAGUGAUGUAAUGUUGUAAAUGUUAUGUUGUGAUAUUGUUUAAAACCGUGUUGCAAUGUAUAUCCUUUAGUAUGUUUAGUUCAUGGAAAAUGUAGGUUUGUAUUGUUAAUUGAUUAAUUAAUUAGGGUUAAUUGUUCUGAGGGGAGGGGCUAGCCCUACAAAAGGAGCCUCUCUUUCAGUCAUGGAGAGGCAUUUUGGAUUGAGCUGUGGAUGGGGCAGCAUUGUGUUUAAGCUGUCCCAUAAGGUAGACGUUGAUGGCAGUACUGUUGUUUUUUGUUCCGGAAUCACUUGUAAAUAAACACCUUUGCACAGAAGAACUUUUGCGGCUCCGCCAUCUUUUUAUUUUGAUAGAGGUUAGGUUAUCCAGUUUAGCCUUCUGGCCUACUCUACGUGAGAUAUGGUGGCAGUGGUGGGAUGGCGUACCGCAAAUCAGUGAAUUCCAACAAGAGAGGUAAAGGAAUGCGUACAGGAUUGCGUUCUCAGCAACAGCAUCAACUGUCAGAAAAGGUACCUGAAGUUGAACCGGGGUGGAGUACCAUGGAGUCGUCUGGUGAAGAAGAGGUCAAGUAUGAGAAACUAGGGGCCCGACCGCGGGGCCAAAGACAACCAGAACUGGGUGAGCUGCUGACUGAAGGAGCAGUUGGGGGACCAGAACCACACCCAACCAUGGUAACCCUUUUUCAGCAACUUUUCACCUGCCUUGAGAGGAGGGACGAAGACCUCAAGCAGGAGUUACGUGGCCUACGCCAAUCUAUCCUCACAGCUCCCCACCAGGUGGAACUCGUCAGUGAGAGCCCAAGAUUGGGUCUUCCAACACCAGGACGACAAAGGCUCGAUGCAGCAGGGACUUCAACUCCACAGCAGGCACCCCAAGCAGUAACCAGUCCAGCAGUGUUAACGUCCAUCUUCCAGCAUUCCUGAGGAAGGAGCCAAAGAUGCCCUCAUACCAGCAGGGGGAGGACAUUGAAAACUACCUGCUGAGGUUUGAGCGCAUGGCUAAGACGUGGCAGUGGCCUGAGGUAGAGUGGGCCUGCAGGCUUGUCCCAUUGCUCACGGGCAAGGCCUUAGAGGCUUACACAGCAAUGGAUGAGGGGCUGGCCAAUGUCUACAAGGGCUUGAAGGAAGCGCUGCUGGUGAAGUUUGACAUCUCACCGGAAACCUACCGUCAACGCUUCAGAGCUGCAUCAACGCCAUCGGGUGAGUCGCCGACAGAGACGUACCACCGCCUCAAGGGUCUCUACCGACGAUGGGUUCGACCGGGGGAGAAGACACAGGACGAAAUCGGGGAGGUCAUCAUCCUCGAGCAACUUCUACAAGUUCUACCACACGACAUUCGAACCUGGGUCCGAGAGCACGAGCCCAAGGACGGGCUUAUGGCGGCCAAGCUUGCACUGCAGUAUCUUAAUGCACGUAAAGGGGGCCCACCACAACCUGCAGCACCCGCUCCAAGGAUUCUCAGAGACACAAGGGACAUAAGAAACGCCAGAGAUGGUGGAGGUAACUCUGGGGGUUAUGUAUCUGGGAGGGAGGUAAGGGAUCAUGCAGUUCGCUCUGAUGGGAGGGGUCUGACCUGUUUUUACUGCCGGCAGCAGGGGCACAAAGCUUCAAUGUGUCCGCUACGUAAAUCCAAGCUCUCAGGUUACUGUUAUGUACCCAGAGAGGGGGAUGGUGUUCAGAGUAGACAGACUCGGGAAGGGUCAUGCUUGGUACCUGUAAAAGUGAAUGGUAAAAGUCUUACUGCAAUGAUUGACACCGGCAGUUCCCUGUCAUUGAUCAGAAAAGGUAAUGUACCUGUUAAUGACAUUGAUUAUGGUCAUCAGACACUGAUCCAAUGUGUCCAUGGUGACCAGUCACAGCAGCCCACAGCUGAGCUCACAGUUGAGAUUCAGGGUCAGAAAUACCUCCUCAAAGUUGGGGUAAUGGAGAAGCUACCUUUUGAGAUGAUUUUGGGGAGGGAUGUGCCUGUACUCUCUGAUCUGUUGGGAAGUGUGGGGGGUCAGCUAUAUGAGCAGUCAGUUUGCCAGUCUGAUGUUCAGAUGGCAUGUUCAGUUGUCACUCGUGCCCAGGCCAAAGCUGGUUUACAACCUCUGCCUGACUUGUGUGAUAGUCUGUGCGAGGGGGGAACCAAAGGGCCCAGAAAGUCACGCCGCCAGCGGCGUCUUGAGAAGUAUGUGGGAUCCCCUGUACCUGUUGCUGAUGUGUCUGGGUUAGAGGUGCAAUGGGAUGUUCCACAAAAUUUUGCCUCACUGCAGAAGUCUGACGCAACCUUGAAAUGUUUGUUUGACAAGGCCUUAGCUGGGGACAGUCAAUCUUCAUGUGGGGGGAUUUACACAGUAGACAACCACAUACUCUACCUUGGGUCAGAGGCAGAUAGCAGGAAGUUGGUGGUGCCAUCUACCUGUAGACCACUUGUUCUCAACCUUGCACAUACAGUUCCAUGGGCAGGCCAUCUAGGGCAACAUAAGACCUAUCUUAGGCUAGGCUCCCGUUUCUUUUGGCCCUCCAUGUAUACUGAUGUACAAAAAUACUGCAAAUCAUGCCCCACGUGCCAGAAAACCAGUGCUGUCCGUAGGUCUGAACGGGCUCCUCUAUGUUCACUGCCAGUUAUCUCUACCCCAUUCAAGAGAAUUGCAAUGGACAUUGUUGGACCCUUGGAGAAGAGUAGUGCAGGUUACAAGUAUAUAUUGGUGAUCUGUGACUAUGCCACCCGGUUCCCAGAAGCCUUCCCACUCCGUUCCAUAACCACUCCAAAAAUAAUCAGUGCUCUUGUUCAGCUCUUCUCUCGUGUAGGAAUCCCAGAUGAAAUCCUGACGGACCAAGGGACAAACUUCACCUCGCGACUGAUGGUUCAACUCCACCGACAGCUGGGCAUUAAAGGCUUGAGGACUACUCCCUACCAUCCCCAAACGGAUGGGCUCGUAGAGAGAUUCAAUCAAACGCUCAAGAACAUGCUGAGGAAGUUUGUGGCUGACACUGGUAAAGACUGGGAUAAGUGGUUACCCUUUCUGCUUUUUGCUUACAGGGAGGUGCCUCAGGCAUCGACAGGUUUCUCGCCAUUCGAACUCCUCUAUGGAUGGCCAGUGCAAGGACCACUGGACCUGCUGAAGAAGUGCUGGGAAGGUUCCCCAGUAGCUACCUCAGGACAGGGGAUUGUCCAGUAUGUCCUCCAGAUGCGAGACAGGUUGGAACGGUACCGAGAGGAAGCUAGAGCAAACCUUCAGCAAGCCCAGAAGGCCCAGAAGAGAGGCUAUGACCAGCACGCUCGCCACAGAGAGUUUGAGGCAGGACAGAAAGUCCUGCUCCUCCUUCCCUCGUCUACCAGCAAGCUCCUUGCGUAA